Dermatophagoides farinae (American house dust mite) is the source of this 1783-nucleotide messenger RNA. RefSeq names its product coiled-coil domain-containing protein 6. The record is from RefSeq and is a predicted model, not a curated record. NCBI's taxonomy places the organism in Eukaryota, Metazoa, Arthropoda, Arachnida, Sarcoptiformes, Pyroglyphidae.
CAUGAUUUGUUUUUGAAUUUUGAAUAUUUAAACAAACAAACAAACAACAAUAAUAAUAAAAAAAAUGGCUGAUUCAUCCGAAGGUCAAAUGGAUGGUGUAUCAUCAUCAUCAUCGAUGUUAGCAUCACCUAUAGCAAGUCGUUCAUCAUCAUUUAUGACACCAUCACCACCACCACCAUCAACUACAAAUAUAUCGGCCGCUGUAUCACCAUCGAUUUCUAUAUCAAAUCCAUCAAUGGAACGUUUGGAACAAGAGAAUCGUGUAUUUAAAAUUGAAAUUGAAACAUUAAAAUUACGUAUAAAAAGUUUAACUGAAGAAAAUAAAUCAUUACGUCGUGCAUCGGUAUCCAUUCAAGCUAAAGCCGAACAAGAAGAAGAAUACAUUUCGAAUACAUUGUUGAAACGUAUUCAAACAUUGAAAAAAGAAAAAGAAACAUUGGCACUCAAUUAUGAACAUGAAGAAGAAUGUCUAACUAAUGAUUUAUCACGUAAAUUGAAUCAAUUACGUGCUGAAAAGGUUCAAUUGGAACAUACAUUGGAACAAGAACAAGAAGCAUUGGUAAAUAAAUUGAUGCGAAAGAUUGAAAAAUUGGAAAAUGAAACCAUUCGAAAACAGAAUAAUUUGGAACAAUUACGACGUGAAAAGAUUGAAUUGGAAAAUACAUUGGAACAGGAACAAGAAGCAUUAGUGAAUAAACUAUGGAAACGUAUGGAUAAAUUGGAGAAUGAAAAACGUGAUUUAUAUGAAAAACUAGAAACUUUUAGUGCAGCUAGUGGAUGUUCAAUGAACGAAACUUCGAAUCAAUCAUCAUCAUCGUCAUCGAUGCAAAUGACUCCCGCUCAAUCGCCUGGACCACCACAACCAAUGAGCCCGAUGAAUAACAACAGUGGUGGAACGACAGCCAUUUGUUCACUUGGUUCUAAUAUGAAUAAUAAUAAUUCUUCAUUGAUGAUGAAUGAACAACGUGUAAGCUGUAUGUGUGAUCCACAUCAAUUGACGAAUCAUGUAAAAUUACUUCGUAGUGAAGUAAUGAAACUACGUAAUCGUCUUCAAAUAGCCGAAAAAGAACAUAAUGAAAAAAUGGCUCUUUUUGAAAAAGAAGAACGUGAACAAAGAGAACAAAAUGUUCGUCUACAACGAAAACUACAAAUGGAAAUUGAAAGACGUGAACGUUUAUGUCGCCAUUUAAGUGAAUCUGAAUCAUCGCUUGAAAUUGAUUUCGAUGAACGUCAUGUAUCGAAUGAGAAUAUUUUACCUACACCAAGUUCGUCGAAUGGUCGACAACGAACAUUAUCAUCGCCAGUACCAAUGAAUGUUGCAAUGUCACCACAGGCAAAAGCACCACCACCGACACCAUUGGCAAUUUCAUCACCAAUUAGCCACGAACAAUUGAUGCCACGACCAAUCAGUCCAAUUAGUCGUCAUAAGACUGUUUGCUGUCCAAAAUGUGGCCAUUCAUUUUUGGCUUCAAUUGGAUCAUAUACUAAUUUGUUUGCAAACAGUAGCAUUACAACGGCAAGCCAACAUCAUCAUUCAUCAUCACCAAUGAAUGUAUUUUCGCAGCCAAUUUUCACUAACCAUCAUCAACAACAACAACAACAUCAUCAUCAUCAUCAUCAUCAUAAUCAGUCAACAGCAACAACAACAACGACAACAGCUCUUCAUCAUCAAUCACUUCGUUCUGCCACAUCAAUUGAAAAUGUUACUAUGCAUGGUUCAAAUAAUGAUGAUGAUAAUAACAACAACAAAGGUGACAAUGUUCAAAUGGAUUCCGAUUUAUGA